Podospora pseudocomata is the source of this 585-nucleotide messenger RNA. RefSeq lists its product as uncharacterized. The transcript has 2 exons. Bases 1 to 585 code for a protein of 194 amino acids. NCBI's taxonomy places the organism in Eukaryota, Fungi, Ascomycota, Sordariomycetes, Sordariales, Podosporaceae. The record is from RefSeq and is a predicted model, not a curated record.
AUGCGACUUAUCAACACCAAUGACGGCUGGUUCGAGGAGUUUAUAUGCAACGAUAUUCCACCAUACCCAAUCCUAUCACACACGUGGGAAGAUGGAGAGAAGAAGAUUGACAUGACGUGUCGGAUAGCGAAAAAGGACGGAUACCAAUACGCCUGGGUUGUCACCUGUUGCAUCGACAAAUCCAGCAGCGCUGAGCUAACCGAGGCUAUUAAGUCCAUGUAUCAGUGGUACCAACAGUUUUCAGUGUGCUACGUCUUUCUUUCCGACCUCCCGCCUCCGCAAGUCGCCCCUUUGGAAAUUGCUCUAUCACGAUGCCGGUGGUUUGCUCGUGGAUGGACUCUCCAAGAGCUGAUCGCCCCAGCAAACGUGGUAUUCUUCGACGGGGAGUGGAAGGACAGGGGCGACAAAGAAACGCUAAUAGACCAUCUUGUCUCCAUUACUGGAAUCAACAAGGGCAUCCUGAGACACACACAGUCAUUAUCGAGCAUGUCGGUUGCCCAAAAAAUGAGCUGGGCGGCUUCCAGGACCACAACAAGAAUAGAGGAUACGGCCUACUCCAUGCUCGGCUUUUCAACGUCAACAUGA